Molecule: messenger RNA, 681 nt
Organism: Eruca vesicaria subsp. sativa (arugula)
Lineage: Eukaryota; Viridiplantae; Streptophyta; Magnoliopsida; Brassicales; Brassicaceae
Source: the annotation of a GenBank genome assembly
AUGACGAUGGAAGAGAAACUCGUGAUCAACGGAAUGAAACAAGGGAUAGAGCUUACCAAACGAUUGAUGAGCAAUAUCAAACACACUUCUUCAACUGAAUCCAGCAAAGCAUUGAUCUCUGAAAUCAUCCGUAUCCACCAAAAUGUCAUUUUCAUUUUGAGCUUAAACAAAGACGACGAAAGUAUCUUUAAACAAAGCCAUGAGACAGAUUCUAAAAACGUGUUUAAAAAGCAGAAAUUAUUGGACAAGAAGGACGAGAGAGUUUACGUUUUUGUCGGAACAGGACAAGGAAAGGAUUCAGUUGAUGAUGGACACAGCUGGAGAAAGUACGGGCAAAAAGAUUUUCAUGGAUCCAUAAAUCCUAGAGGAUACUUCAGAUGCACACAUCGAUUCACGCAGAAGUGUUUAGCACUGAAGCAAAUCCAAAAAUCGGAUACAGAUCCUUCGAUUUUCGAAGUGACGUAUGUCGAGAACCACACUUGUAACAACUAUACAUCCCCGGCCACGAAGUUCUCUGUGCCGAUGUUUGAAGAAGGAAAAAGAAUGGAUGAUGUUACAGAGCAAGUGAUGGUGAGUCUAGAAGAUCUGGAGAACAAGAAGAGGAAAAACGUUGUCAUGACGCUUUCUUUCUCAAACCAUGAGAAUGUUGGUGGUGGCUGGCAAAGCAAUGUUUUCAUGUAA